Dermatophagoides farinae (American house dust mite) is the source of this 3303-nucleotide messenger RNA. RefSeq lists its product as uncharacterized. NCBI's taxonomy places the organism in Eukaryota, Metazoa, Arthropoda, Arachnida, Sarcoptiformes, Pyroglyphidae. The record is from RefSeq and is a predicted model, not a curated record.
UCUUGAUUUUGAUUGAAUAUAUUCAUGUUCAUGUUGAAUUUUGAAUUUAUGUUUGAAAUCAUGGAAUCGUUAUUGUCAAAAAUUCAUAACCAAACCCUAUCCAGUGAAUCAGAUUUAUUCACAUUGUUUGAAAUAUCGGCCAGUAAUAAUAAUCUGACCCAAUGGCAUCAAUGUUAUUUUCUCAUUCAGAAACAAAACAUGCCACCUUUAAAUCGCGAGCACAAAUUUGUAUUUGGGGAAAAAUUUGAGAAAAUUUAUCGAAUCAAAACGUUUGAAUUACAUCCAACACAUGUGUUGGAGAUAUGGCAAUUAUUUUUGGCAAAUUUUGACACCAAAAAUCGUUGUACAAUGCGAUUAUUUUUCCUAUUCAUAUCACACAUUCGAAUAGUAGACAAUAGAAAAGAUUCGUCGAUUCAACGAUUUCUCGUUCUGAUCGAUUCGACUGUCGAACGGUUGGAAAAUGAAACAUCACCAUUAAAAUGUAAAUGUGAAUGUCUAUUUCAAAUCUAUUAUUCACUAGCCUCUAUUGUUGUCAAUUUCAUUCAUUAUCAACAAACAUCACCAAUCGAAUUAAAAUCUGAUGCAUUCAACUUAUAUGAUCUGACCACUAUAUUUCCGAAAACGACGGUGAAAUAUUGGCGAAAAUGUUAUGAUAAUUUUGACAAUCUAUCCGAUGAUCGGGAUGAGAAAAUUUACUUGAUUCGAUUAUUAUUGCUCAACUAUCGACUAAUUAAACAACGUGAUAACAAUGUUGAUCAUCAUGAAUUAUUCAACAAAUUAUUGAAUCAGGUGUUGAUAAGUAAAACAUUAUUGGUGGGUGAUGUUUUCAAUUUUCUUCUCUCCGAGUUGAAUAGCAAUCAAGAUCUUGUGUCAAUUUUGGAAUUUUUAUUCGACACUUUUAUCAAUAAUAAUGAUGAUGAUGGUGAUGAAAGCAAUGAAACCAUCAAAGCAAUUUUCCAUCAUCAACAACAUUGGGAAAGUAAAUGUUUUCAAAAUGUAUUGAUAACAUUAUUUUUGAAAAAAAUUCACUACCUUAUUCCACAAAUAUUCAAUGAUGAUUCAUUGAUGACGCAGCAACCACAUUGGCUCAAAUAUGGCUGUGAUAUACCCGAUUCGACCAUUGACAAACAUAUGAAAAUGAUCCAAUCGCUUCAAACAUUUUCCGAUCAAAUCAUUCAAACCGAUCGAUCAUUAUUGGAUGAUGAGAUGUUGAUGGAAAAUAAUCGUUACGUUGUGGAUAAAUGUACCCAGAAUCAUGUACGAAAACUAUUUGAAAUAUUUUUGCAAUGUGUUCCACUUGAAUAUAUCGCUCCAUUCAAUCAGAUUCGUUUGAUUCUCAUCUCAUGGGCCAUUCAAUUGGAAUUCAUCAAAAAUGAUGCGGCCAAUCAAUUUUCGCCAAUUUUUGUGCCGCUCAAUCUUCGUCUUUGGUGUUCGGUACGAAAAAUUUGGUUUUUUGAUUUCAUCUCACCAAGCAAAUACAUUUAUACAUUGUUAGCAAAUGUUUGCGAUUAUUUCAUCAACGAGUGUCCCACAUUAUUCGAUCGAUUGAUAGCAACAAUGUUCAGAAUGAACGAUAAGGAACGUUUACUGCAAUCACUGGAGCAUUUGAUCAAUUUGCUUAAAUGUCAUGAUAAUGUUAAUGAAAAGGGAAUCGGUUAUGUUUUCAUGCUUGAAACUAUUCUAUUGCGAAACUUUCGACAAUUCAAGAGAAGAAUGGAAAAAUCCAAUCAUCAUCUUGAAUCUGAAUUCAAAUGCCAAUUAUCCGCCAACCACAAACAACUGAUUCGUUUGAUGUAUAAAAUGGUGAAUGAAUUUUUCCAACAACAAAAACUAUCCAAUAAGCACAAAGAUUUUGUUUUUGUCAUCGAAGCUUCCACUGAAUUGUUUGAGGAGAAAUUAAUUGACCGUGGCGAUGCUUCUUCUCUAAUCAAUUGCAAGGGCAAAUGGCGAAAAUUAUUCCACAAAUUUCUCUCUUUAUUUGACGAUGAAAAUCUUUCGAUUACCAAUCAUGGUAAUGAUAAUGAAUGUUUGAUUCAUUUCAUAAGAUUUAUUGCUCAUAAUCGACAAAAGUUGGCACAUUUAUUACCAGAUGAUUUGCUCAUGAAUCGAUGGAAUGAAAUUGUUGUCGGUGUCAAAUUGACCGCAACUAUUGAUUCGACAGGAUUUUGUCAUCAGAUCAAUUCAAAAUCUGACUGGAAAAAAAUAUUUCAAUCUGAGGAAAACUUGCACAAUUUCAAAACAGUUUCCGAUGAAAUGUUUCAGUUCAAAGAUAUGGCAAAAAGAUUCGAUGAAUGUGACAAAUGUAUCGAUACAAUUGAUCCGUUAUUGGGCCCGAUUCUUGAAUCAAUCAUCGAUGUAAACGAAAUGGAAAAUUCCCUACGACAAUGUCUCGAUCAUCUCCACGUACAUUGUCUAGAUUUAGCACAGGCUAAAUUCUAUGUUCAUAUUCUGGCGAAAAUGGCCACCGAAACCACAAUGAAUUCGAAAGAGAAAACUCAAGUGUUGAACAAUCAUUUCAGUGAGAUAAUCGAAACAAUGAUGAUGAUAUCAUUUUUGAGCAAUAAUAAAUUUACCGACAACAACAAUUGUUCGCAAGCAAUGUAUCAAAUAAAAGUGAAAAUUUUACAAUUCUGCCAUGAUUCACUGGACCGAUUCAUCCAAUUCGAUCUCAUAACGAAUGAACAUUUAUUUCUGAUCUACAAUCUAUGUUUCGAAGUAAACAUCUUUGCAUACGGCGGUCGUAUCGGAUUGUAUUGCGAAUUAUUUGCCCGAAUACAAGAAAUCAUUCAUCUGACAAUAUCACGUCGGCCAUAUCUAGCCAUUGCAUCAAUGUGUACCGGUCGUAACGUCAUACGGGCAAAUCUUGCUUCAUUAAUUCAGAUGACCAAUGAACAAACACUCGGUAAUGCAACCGAUACGGAGAAAAUGCAAUUGGAACAAUGUUCGAAUUCUUUGCAACAAUCUAUUGCUCAUUUAUCACAGUAUGAUCAAUUCCAUCCAUAUGCCCAACAUUUGAUUGCCGAUUAUUUGGAAUUAUCGUUGAACAACCCGACAACAACAACAACAGUAACAACAAUGAUCAAACAGAAUUUACAACAAUCCAUGUACCAUUUGAUUGAUUCUUUAAUGAAGAAACAAACAAAUGGCAAUGUAGUGAAAAAUCUUUAUUCGCGACUGAAUCAAAAAUCACGACAAUUAUUUCGAAAACUGUUGGAAUACCAUGAUCAUUAUUACCGAUUUAAAGGCUAUGUUUGAACAGUGCUUAAUAAAUAAAAAUAAAAAUUUUGUUUUUUUCGAAAAAAA